Messenger RNA from Drosophila subobscura, 3585 nucleotides. RefSeq lists its product as uncharacterized. The record is from RefSeq and is a predicted model, not a curated record. The transcript has 9 exons. Bases 643 to 3534 code for a protein of 963 amino acids. NCBI's taxonomy places the organism in Eukaryota, Metazoa, Arthropoda, Insecta, Diptera, Drosophilidae.
CUGCUUUCAGUUUCAUUUGAGACGUUGACGCGAGCGCCAGCCACCAGGUCCACAAUAAAGUUAAAAAAAAAACCAAACUAAAAACGAGCAAAAUAAAACCCGCAGCAGCAGCAGCAACAACAACGACAAUUCCAGCCAGCACCACAGGCAGCGUGUGUCCAAAUGAGAAAUAAAUUUAAACGGGUUAAUCCAAUACAGAAAAAAAACAAAAAACAAACACACGAAAUAAUUGAACGCUCUUAAUUUUUGUAUACAUUUUUUUGGUGGUUGGUUCCGUUCGCAAAAGUGCAGAGUGAAUGCAAGUGUGUGUUUUAUUUUAGUUGCUGUCAUUUGCAUAAUCUGCACAGGGUUUUCGUUCGAUAAACAAUGCAAAGAAGUGGCCAAAACUCAUAAACAAAGUGCAGCCGAAACAAAUACAAAGUGUAAUUAAGAUUCAGAGAGCGAGAGCGCGAGAGAGAGCAAAACAAGUUUGUUGCCUAAGUUAUUUGUUUUGACUCCAACAAACGAAAUACAUACCAUAUUUUAAUACAUAUAUUAAAAAAUAUAAGAUAUACGAGCGACAGCCACGUCGACAGCCAAAAGUUCCACAAAAAGAUUUGAGGCGAAAAGACAGACAAAUUGCUAGAGAAAAACCCCAACGAAAUGAUUCUUAGAACAAAGAUUUUGUGUGGCUUUCUGCUGAUGGGGCUGCUGCUGCUUCUUGCGCCAGGAGCGUCUGCAGAAGAUGACGACUAUGCCAUGGAUAUGGGCGGCCACAGUGAAGACAUCUACGAUCCGACACAGGUGGAAACGGAAGUGGAGGCCGAUCAUCAUCGCAAUAGCUUGGAGGAAGACGGCACCGAUCUGCCAACCCACACAGAGAGUUCGAUCAGCAUCGAGCUAGAGAUGAGCACCAUGAGACCGAGUGGAUUCAAUACUAUGUCCCCGUACUAUGGCUCGGGCUCUGGGUCGGAGUCCGGUUCGGGUUCGGGCGAAAGGGAUGAGAGCACUGCUGUAGAGCCGAUGGAGGAAGCACCCACACAGAAGCGUGUGACCAAAUUUGAGUCUCCCUCGAAGUCCUCGCACGAUUACUACUACGAGGAGGGACCCGAAGACGAGCAGCAUGAGGAAAUACCCACAACCACAGCGCGGAUAGCCACCACCAUGAUCCCCGAGUAUGUGCGUAAGCCAAAGGCGGAGCGGUUCCCCCAGAAAAGCCACGAACACGAUCUCUCCGACUAUGUGGAAGAAGAGCCGGUGAAAACCAUGGACCAGGAUCACUACCAUGUCGAGCAGCAUCAACCGUUUCCGCAGGCACAGGUCCAGCAGUUACCCAGCCGCAGCAAACCGAACCCCUUCAAGGCAUCCUCCGAAGAUUAUUACUACGAUGAGAUUCAUAUCAAGUCGGAUCCCACAACGACAACCACCACAACACAGGAACCACUGCCUGUAUUACGAGCACGAUUUGGUGGCUUCAAUUGGCCAUCCACGCAGGCGCCGGCACCAGCCAUUACCUCUACCAGCACGACGACCACAUCCACCACAUCCACAACAACGACGUCAACGACAACGCCAACGCCGCCGCGCAAACAGCCCAAACACAUACAGGUGUCUGCCGCCUCUAAGCCGGAACUCCUGCCGGCGGAUCAGUUACGAAACUACAUCAAGGAUGUCUACAUACGAAUGCCGCUGGCGGUGAUUGUUGAUCCCUCGUCCGCCUGCUUGGACCAAGCGAAGCGCUUGUACAUCGAUGCCUUGCAGGACAAGAAUAUCGACAUUAAAAUUGUUCUCGUUACACUCAAUGCGGCGGGUGCACCCUCUGCCUUUAGUUUCAACAAUACGCGAGAAUUCCUAGCGGGUUUGAACAGCACCAAAGAGCACGAGGGCGGCAAUUCAUUUGUGGGCGUGCUGCAUGCGGCGGAACUGGUGCCCUACGACAGUGCCGUGUUCAUAUCAACAGCUGCAGUUCCACCACACACGGAACUAGUGCAGGAUGCGGCCAUUACGCUGCUGAAGAAGAGAAUCCGAUUAUUCCUGCUGUGGUAUGGCGAGCAAUCAGUCAUUGAGAACGAGACAGAAGACGCCGUAGGUGGCAUCCUUGGUGAGGUUGCCAUUCGCUCUGGUGGCGAAAUCAUUCACAUUGUGAGCACAGAGCAUGGUCAGCAUAUAGCAGGCAAUACGCUCACUCUAGUAGCGGAUGCCUAUCGGGGUGAUCAGGAACUGGAACUGCCGGUGGAUACGACGCUAUCCAGUUUGCAUGUACGCAUCGAUGCGAAUAUGCGACGUGCCACAUUGGAAACGCCAAAUGGUGAGAUUAAUCUGAGGAAACUGGUGAAAUUUGGUGGACCAAAUGACACGGGCACAACGAAUAACAACGAACUGGAUGCCUACGUACCGCUGAACAAGUUGCGCAAGGCCACAAUCUUCAAACUGAAACUAAAUCCGGAACAAAACAGCGACGAGCCCUACAAUGUGUUCAUACGCGCCGAACGUAAAGCAGAUGUGUUUUUGGGCGACAUCAUCAAACGCAUCGAUAGCUACUAUAAGAAUGGGCAAGUCAAGCCCUCGCCGCGGCUGGCCAGAAUCCAGUUUCCCGAGAAGGAAAGGGAGAAGCUCGAAGAGGACACGGAUGAGCCCAAAAGCGAGAUUGAAACGUUUUCAGAUAAGGAAAUUCAAAGUAGUCCAAGUCUGAAUCAAACCUUGCUGGCCGCCGCCACGGGUCAGCAGCGCAGCACGCUGAAUGCCAUGCUGCAGCAGCGUUGUGGCACGAAGAUUGAGCUGAGCACACAGUCGCAGCUGCUGGUGACAGCUGGCCAGACGGCCACGCUGCUCUUUGAGGUGACCAAUAUGCGCACGGAGACGGUCUACUCGACCAUACAGGUGACAGAUGAGCGGCGCUUUUUGGUUAAUCUGAAUCCCACAAGGCUAAAUCUGCGCGCUCUGGAGACGAGCACAGUGCGCUUGACGGUGCUGGUGCCCACGGGCACAGCACAGGGCACCACGGAUAGGAUUACAUUCACCAAUUAUGGCCGUGAAACAACCACAAUGGCAGUCAACCUAAAGGUUGUGUCCAGCAUAGAUGCACAGGACACAACUGGACCCACGCUCUCGUGGGAAUUUGGCAGCCGCUGCGACUAUCUGACGCCCGAGUCUCUGACCUGCGGCGAACGCUUCUGGACAUUGGAUCUGACGGCCCAGGACUGGCAAUCGGGCAUUAUGCGACUGCAGACAACGCCAGCGGAGGGUUUGUUCUACAGAAAUUACUACACUGCCGGCACCACAGAGCCUCUAAAGGCCACCUACAUGGCCUCCUGUUGCGAGCCAAAGGUGGCGAUCACUGCCUACGAUGCGUCUGGCAAUCAGCGCAGCAUCAACAUAGACGUGCGCGAUGUCGUGCUCACCGAAGGAGCCAUAGCUGCCAUUUGCUUGGGAGCCAUACUGCUGCUGUUGCUGAUUGUGGCCAUUAUUUGGGGCAUUGUGUGGUGCUGCCGCAGGCGGAAGGUAUCGCUGGAGCUGCCCACCUAUCGCUCGCACUCGACGCGCAGCAUGGAGUAGGCAGGCCGCGAAGGGAGGGGGUUUAUUGUUACGUUAAUUGUGCCAAAAAAA